CUCUGUCAUGUUAGUGAGAUAUCCAUUGAAGCGCACUCAACGUUCUCCAUUGAAGCGCAGUCGGCGUUCUCCGUUGAAUCUAGUUCUUGUAUCCCCCAUUGAAGUAACUUCUGAGUGAAACAUGUUAAACGAUGUCGUAGAGUUUAAGGAUGAAGAAAGAAUGGUGGCGAAGCUCAAUGAUGAACCGAGCAUGGAAGCAGAGGUAGAAGUACAAGAGGAAGAAGAGGAGGAAGAGGAGGGUUGGUCUUCAGAUUCUGAUAUUGGGGAGGCUUUGGAUUGGUUGGAUUUAAAGGACAUUGAUGAGGGCGGUUAUGAAGGCGGUUCAAUUACCCUUAAUGCUCGACGGCCUAAUGCUCAUGGAGGGGCAUUGUCUAGGUCAAGUUCUUCAACACUUCAGCCUCUCUCGAAUCGUACCCAGAAGUUUACUCAUCACAUCCGUCCUUCUCCUCUAGAGGAAUGGGAGGGCAGGACAAAUGUUGGCAUGUCCAACUCAGUCACUACUGCAAUUCGUGAGAGUGUACGGGGGAUGGCUAUUGGUAAAACAAAGAACACGGAGAAAGCUGACCGUGCAACUGUUGAACAGGCUAUUGACCCUAGGACUCGGAUGGUUCUCUUCAAGAUGUUGAAUCGUGGGGUUUUUAAUGAUAUAAAUGGAUGUAUAUCAACUGGGAAGGAGGCUAAUGUUUACCAUGCAACAAAAUCUGAUGGUGAUGAAUUAGCUGUUAAAGUUUAUAAAACUUCAGUUUUGGUGUUUAAGGAUAGAGAUAGAUAUGUACAAGGUGACUAUCGUUUCAGAUAUGGGUAUUGCAAGCACAAUCCUCGGAAAAUGGUCAAGACAUGGGCAGAGAAAGAAAUGAGGAAUCUUAUAAGGCUGAAAGCAGCAGGAUUACGCUGCCCUACACCUAUUCUUUUGAGACUCCAUGUUUUAGUCAUGGAAUUUAUAGGCAAGGCAGGUUGGGCAGCACCUCGACUCAAAGACGCAUCUUUAUCUCUUGACAAGUUGCGAGAAAGUUAUGUGGAGAUUAUUACAGCAAUGCGGACACUGUAUCAGAAGUGUAAACUGGUACAUGGGGAUCUCAGCGAGUAUAAUAUACUGUAUUAUGAGGGUCACUUGUAUAUUAUUGAUGUCUCGCAAUCUGUUGACCUUGAUCAUCCUCAUGCACUUGAUUUCUUACGUGAAGAUUGUCUUCAUGUUUCUGAUUUCUUUAGGAAAAGUGGUGUGGCUGUGAUGAAUAUCCGAGAACUUUUUGAUUUCAUUGUGGAUCCAACCAUUGCCGAUGAAGCAGUUGAUACUUAUUUGGAAGAGGCACAACAAAAGAUUUUAGCUAGAGGGGAUGUGAUGUCUGCUGAGGAACAAAUUGCAGACUCUGUAUUUGUUCAGUCAUUCAUCCCAAAAACAUUAGAACAAGUCAAAGAUGCUGAGGAAGAUGCAUUUCGAUUAACUAGUGGGAAGGAUACAGGUGAUAUGUACUACAAAACCAUCACUGGACUCAAGUCGGCACUAAGUACAACUGCACAGAAAGACCAAAAGAAUGAGAAUCAAGUAGCAGCUACUCAUUCUGAUGUGAGUGUUAGCGAAUCAGAUUCUGAAGAUGAAAGCGAAGAUGAGGUUGGAAGUUCUGGUGAAUUGGAAGGGAAGGAAAGCAAGCUGUCCCCGGAAGAUAUAAAAGCUUCCAGGAAGGAGAACAAGAAGAAAGUUAAAGAGGAGAAGAGAGAAGCUAGGAAGAACAAAACCCCGAAAGCUGUUAAGAAGAGAAAAAAGAAGCUUUCCAAAUCUCACAAAACAAGGUAGUUAUAUUCUAGAUACAUGAACAUAGAGCAAGUUUUGUAGAAUUAGUCGUCCUGAAGAAAAAAGAACUAAACCUGAGAUGGAAUAUACCAGUUAUUAUUAUUAUUAUUAAUUUUCAAUUUUGGCUAACAUAUUUGAGCUGAAAUUUGUGUUUGUUUAUUGUA
This is a messenger RNA of Chenopodium quinoa (quinoa), 1953 nucleotides long. RefSeq names its product serine/threonine-protein kinase RIO1-like. Gene Ontology annotation, biological process: protein phosphorylation. The transcript has 13 exons. Gene Ontology annotation, molecular function: ATP binding; protein serine/threonine kinase activity. Lineage: Eukaryota; Viridiplantae; Streptophyta; Magnoliopsida; Caryophyllales; Amaranthaceae. The record is from RefSeq and is a predicted model, not a curated record. The coding region runs from base 122 to 1792 and encodes 556 amino acids.